AUGUCUGAUUUGGUCUCAAGCAAUCUCAACCCUGGCGGGUGGCUGGAAUUAGUCGAAGUUGACAUUACCCCAUUAUCCGACGAUGGCACUUUGCGACAAGAGCACUCAGUCUCGAGAACGGCACGAUUACUACAGCAGGCUUCAACACUAUACGGACGGCCAUACCAGGACGUCAAGGAGUUGAAAUCAAUCAUGAUGGAGGCUGGAUUCACUGACGUCACCCUCCUGCAUUUCAAGUGGCCUACAAAUACAUGGCCGAGAGAAAUACGACAUAAAGAACUAGGAGUUUGGCAUAACGAAAACCUGGUCAGAGGAUGGGAAGGAAUAUGUAUGGCCCUGCUGACAAGAAUGCUCGGUUGGACAAGGGAGAACGUACUUGCUUUGAUGGAAGAGAAUCUGAAAGAGUUCUCUGACAGGAAUAUCCACGCGUAUUUCUCAAUUUGGUCUAUUUAUGGAAAACGGCCUGUACAAGCAGGAGGCGUUUCUUCGGGGAGCAUUUGA
Colletotrichum gloeosporioides is the source of this 501-nucleotide messenger RNA. RefSeq lists its product as uncharacterized. The record is from RefSeq and is a predicted model, not a curated record. The transcript is spliced from 2 exons. Bases 1 to 501 code for a protein of 166 amino acids. NCBI's taxonomy places the organism in Eukaryota, Fungi, Ascomycota, Sordariomycetes, Glomerellales, Glomerellaceae.